AUGUCUUACAACGGCAUUGGCCUCCAGACUCCAAGAGGCACCGGCACGUCGGGCUAUGUGCAGAAGAACCUUGCCGAUAAGAAGGUUCAAGGAUAUCGCAAAAAGAGAGAGAGGGAGGCGGAGGAGGCUGAGAGGAAAGCAGCUAAAGAAAGACAGGUGAAGUCCAGAAGAAGUGUUGGAGAGGAUAUCAGAGAGCAUGAGAGGAAGAGGGAAAUUGAGUUGAAGUGUGCUGAACUACGAGACAAGCUUGAGGACGAAGAUGAGAAGGAGGCGGUUAUAGAGAAGAAAGUGGCCGAGCUACGCUUGAAACUUACCAAGAGGGAAGAGCAGCCGAAAAAGGCUAAGGGUUCUGAUGACAAGAACGAGAUCAAGGGUGAAGACAAUAUAGUGAAUGAAGUGAACGACUUGCACGAACAAGAUGCCGAGGACACGAAGGGGACUAAUACUUCGACAAAGAAGCCUGCCGUUCCAAAGCAACCAGAGCAGCAAGUAACGUCUUCAUACAACUACAAGCCACGCUACGGCGAUCGAUGA
This is a messenger RNA of Candidozyma auris, 534 nucleotides long. RefSeq names its product U2-type spliceosomal complex subunit CWC21. The transcript has a single exon. The record is from RefSeq and is a predicted model, not a curated record. Bases 1 to 534 code for a protein of 177 amino acids. Lineage: Eukaryota; Fungi; Ascomycota; Pichiomycetes; Serinales; Metschnikowiaceae.